AAAGAAAUUAAAUAUUAUCUUUAUUUUCUCAAUUUCAGAAUAGAGAGAGAGAGAGAGAGAAAGAGAGAGAGAGAGAGAGAUAAAGAAAAGAGUUAAUUAUAUACUUGUUGGGAAAAUUAAUUAGAGGCCAUGGUGGGGCCGUACCCUUCUCUCCCCAGGGAAGUGGCGGCCACUGUCCCCCGCCGCGCCCCCCUCAGGCACUCCUGGGUGAGAGAGGACCCCCUUAGUCACCCCAGUCACCCCAGUCACCCCGCGCCCCUGAAAGUUGAGGUUUCUCCCUACUCCCCAGCACCCCAGGAUACCCCCAGCACCCCAGGUCAUGUGUCCCGUGCUCGCGCCCUCUUUGAGUCACCCCAAGAUAUGCACCCCAGUUCACCCCGCCGCAAGGACACCCCGGGAUAUAUGAAAGACACCCCUAAAAUGAGUUUAAACACCACAGAAGACGAGGCUGUCACCCCAGUCACCCCAAAAAACACCUUUGUCACCCCUUUCACCCCAGACACAGCCACGAAGAUUACAUUACGCGUUCACCCCUACAUCUACACUCACCCCGCCCCAUCCAGACGCUACACCCAAGGCCCACCGCUUGUGGAUGAGUUUGGGGAGCUUAUUACCACCCCAGUUACUCCCCAGAGGCUUAUGACCGUUAAAAAAGUCACCCCAAUUAUCAUACCACGUAUUACCCCCGUCCGAACUUCACCCCAGCCGGUCUCACACCAAGAAACACCCCAACUUGCUUCUCCCCAGUGUACACAUGCACCCCAGCACUGUACACCCCCGCGCGCUCAGACUACGGGUACCUGGGACGUGGGGGGUGACUGGGGGAGAGGGAGGGGUGAUGAGGUGGGGAGAACCGCGCGGACUCAGCAGACGAACAGCACCAGUGUACCAAAGACUGUGUACCGGGCCACACCGCCGCCCCGUCACCCCCAUGCUCUCCCCAUUGCAAUGUUAGAGUCUCCCCCUACCUCUCACCCCCCUUUCACCCUCACCCCUACGCCAGUUUCUCUCAAAUUCCCUUAGAUUUACUUGAGUGUUUAGAAGAGAGCUCCGUUGACCCCCCCACACCCCCGGACGGCGUUGGGGGGGUGGGUACUGGACCAGGGGUGACUGCAAAGAUUAAGGAGGCCCCAGCAUCUCCCCCUGUCACUGUCACCCCGCCCUGUGUCACCCCUACGAGUCUUAAAUGCGAAGCAUCACCUCCCACGCCCACGCCCACACCAGAGUCCACCCCACCCCCCGAACACCCCCAGCCGCCCCAGCACCCCCCAUCCACCCCCUCCCCACAGCCCUCCCCGCCUGCUACGCUCAUACGAGAGAACUUCAGGGGUUUUUGCAGUGAUAUGUUAAAAAAUACUGAAAAUGAUCACUCUCACGCCUCCCACGCCUCGUACGCCCACGCCCGCAGCCUGGACGAGGAGCUGUGGGCUGCAGGGGUGUACUUCCGCCGCCCUGGUUCCCCCCCACGCCCUGUAACUAGUGAAAGAAGGCAGUUAGGAAGAAAGGUUACCAGUAGUUUAAGAAGUGAUGUUAUUGUUGAAUGUGCUUUAGAAGAAAGUGUUUUAAGGGAGUUAGAUUCCUCACUAGCAGGCUUAGGGGUUAGUAGCAGCAGCAGCAGUGGUAGCAGUAGCAGCAGCAGUGGCAGUAGCAGCAGUACCCCGUGCCCCAUGAACCCAGAGCCUCUUAAUUUGAUAGAAGAGGUAUUGGUUAAAAAAGAAAGUUUGUCAUCAUUUUCACCCCCUCCUUCACCGCCUCCUCCUGCCUCCCCCUCGCCUCCCCCGCCGCCCCCACCUUCUACAGUGACUCUUAAGGCCUUCUACCAGUACCCCAGCCCCCCACCCCCACCAGCACCCCUCCUGGACAGCGACAGUGGGCAUGAAAGUGGAGCAACCAGCCCAUGUGGGACAUUAACUGGCGAGGACGUGAACCACACACCCCCUGCCUCACCUUACGGCGCCCACAGCCCACACCAGGACAUGGGCGUGGGCGUGGCUGUGGUGGGGGAAGACUCAAGGGGUGUGGGCGUCGGGGGCGUGUCACUAGAGCCACGCCCACCCUCGCAUUUCGUCGUGGUGGCUAUUGACUUUGGGACAACUUUCAGCGGUUAUGCCUUCAGCUUUACCAAUGACCCGGAGAGUGUGCACAUGAUGAAGCAGUGGCAAGGUGGUGACCCCGGGGUGCAGAACCAGAAGACGCCCACGACGCUGCUGGUGACCCCCGAGGGCGCCUUCCACUCCCUCGGCUACCAGGCCCGGGACACCUAUCAUGACCUUGACCCGCAGGAUGCCGCCACCUGGAUGUACUUUGACCGCUUCAAGAUGGUGCUGCACGCCGACCAGACGCUGAGCAGAGACACAUUGAUAGAAGCAACGAACGGGCGCCGCCUCCCCGCCCUUCAGGUAUUCAGCUACGCCCUCAGGUACUUCAGAGACCACGCCCUUAGGGAAUUGAGUGACCAGGCGGGCGUGUGCGGGGGCGUGGGCGUGCUGGAGGAGGACGUCCGGUGGGUGAUCACUGUACCGGCCAUCUGGAGUCACCCCGCCAAGCAGUUCAUGAGGAGCGCUGCUUAUCAGGCUGGAAUGGCGUCCCCAACUCGGCCAGACCAGCUUCUUAUUGCCCUGGAACCAGAAGUAGCAGCAAUUUACUGUAGAAGGCUCAAAAGACACCAGUUACUGCCCGCCUCCUCCUCUUCCGCCGCCUCUUCCACCCGCUCCCUCCCGCCCCACCUACAGGAUGAACCCGCCCCUCCGCCGUCCCCUGACUUGGAUAGAGCAGAGGUGGUCUCCCUGCCCUACCGCAGCCUGGAGACGGUCGCUGAUUGGUUGGCGGAAGACACUGUGUACGCUGUGGUGGACUGGGGGGGUACAGUGGACAUCACCGUUCACCAGAUGACUGACAGAGUGUCUGGGCAUUUAAAGGAGCUGCACAAGGCCACAGGAGGUCCCCACGGGUCAACUGGCGUGGAUGCAGAAUUUGAGAAGCUGUUGGAGAAAAUAUUUACUCCUGAAUUCCUGGAGACCUUCAAGAGACAAAGACCAGCAGCCCACGUGGAUUUAAUGAUCGCUUUUGAGGCGCGGAAGAGGAACGCCUCGCCACGCCGCGCCACGCCUCUCAAUAUAGCUCUCCCCUUCUCCUUCAUCGACCUCUACAGGAAGAUUAAGGGCAGAGAUGUCGAGUCAGUAGUAAGGAAGCAUCAACACCUGGGAGUGCGUUGGUCUUCCCAGGGCAUGUUAAGACUGGAACCAGAGACGAUGAAGCAGCUGUUUAUACCCACCUUGACCAGUAUUACCAAGGCCAUUGAGGAGGUACUGUUGAGCCCUGACGUCCAGCGCCUGCAGUACAUGUUCCUGGUUGGCGGGUUUGCUGAGAGCGAGCUGCUGCAGACACACAUCAGGAACACCUUCUCCUCUAGAGUCAGGGUCGUCAUUCCGCAGGGCACCAGCUUGGCAAUAUUACGGGGAGCAGUCCAGUUCGGCCUUGACCCUGGCAUCGUGACUGUUCGGAGGUCACGUCUGACUUACGGCGUGGGGGUCCUCAACAAAUAUGACCCCUUGACCCACCCGGAGGAGAAGAGGGUCACGUCGGGGGGCGGUGAGUGGUGUGCGGACAUCUUGGACCGGUUCGUGGUGGUGGACCAGAGCGUGGCGGUGGGGGAUGUGGUGGUGAGAUCCUACACUCCUGCCACACACGCUCAGAGGACAGUCAUCCUACACCUGUAUGCCACGGACAGACAUGAUGCGCAGUUCGUCACAGAAGAAGGUGUCGAGAGAGUAGGCACCCUGCACCUUGACCUGGGCCCCCCUUGCUACCCCCACCCCCCACAAGGCACAGGAGAACCGAGGAGAGAGAUUUCUGUCAACAUGAAGUUUGGAGAGACAGAAGUGAAGGCGACAGCUGUUGACCACCAAACGAGGCGCUGUGUGAAGGCAGACAUUGACUUCCUGACGCUGUGAGGGGCUGUGAGGGUGGUGGGGGGUGAGGGGGGU
Molecule: messenger RNA, 3986 nt
Organism: Scylla paramamosain (green mud crab)
Lineage: Eukaryota; Metazoa; Arthropoda; Malacostraca; Decapoda; Portunidae
Product: heat shock 70 kDa protein 12A-like
Source: RefSeq, a predicted model, not a curated record